Onychostruthus taczanowskii (white-rumped snowfinch) is the source of this 2834-nucleotide messenger RNA. RefSeq names its product kirre like nephrin family adhesion molecule 1 (gene KIRREL1). Lineage: Eukaryota; Metazoa; Chordata; Aves; Passeriformes; Passeridae. The coding region runs from base 93 to 2426 and encodes 777 amino acids. The record is from RefSeq and is a predicted model, not a curated record. Gene Ontology annotation, cellular component: cell-cell junction. Gene Ontology annotation, molecular function: cell adhesion molecule binding. Gene Ontology annotation, biological process: cell-cell adhesion. The transcript is spliced from 14 exons.
GGGGCCGAGAGGGGCGGCGAUCCCCCCCGCCCAGAGCCCCGGAGCCCCGGCGGGCCCGGCCCCGGAGCGCGGCCGCCGCCACGGGACGGGAGAUGCGGAUCCUCCUCCUGUGCCUGCUGACUCUCGCCGGGACCCGCGGGCAAGCGGUGCAGACGCGUUUCGUGGAGGAGCCCGAGGACCAGACGGUGGUGGCCGGGCAGAGAAUCGUCCUGUCCUGCGUGGUGCUCAACUACUCCGGCAUCGUGCAAUGGACCAAGGACGGGCUGGCCCUGGGCAUGGGCCAGGGCCUCAAAGCGUGGCCCCGGUACCGCAUCGUGGGCACGGCCGACUCGGGCCAGUACAACCUGGAGAUCCGCGACGCCGAGCUCUCCGAUGACGCCGUCUACGAGUGCCAGGCCACCGAGGCCGCGCUGCGCUCGCGCCGCGCCAAGCUCACCGUGCUCAUCCCCCCGGAGGACCCCACGAUCGACGGCGCCCCCGAGAUCCUGCUGAGGGCGGGGACCCCCUACAACCUGACGUGCCGCGCCCGCAGCGCCAAACCCGCGGCCACCAUCGCCUGGUUCCGCGACGGGCUGCAGCAGGACGGCGCCGUCACCAGCACGGAGGUGCUGGCCGAUGGCAAGCGCGAGAGCACCACGAGCCUGCUGGCCAUCAACCCCACGGACCUGGACAUCGGCCGCGUCUUCUCCUGCCGCAGCUCCAACGAGGCCGUGCCCGCCGGCAAGGAGACCUUCGUCAGGCUCAACGUGCACCACCCCCCGACGGUGACCCUGUCCAUCCAGCCGCAGACGGUGCAGGAGGGCGAGCGGGUGGUGUUCACCUGCAUGGCCACGGCCAACCCCGAGAUCAAGGGCUACAGGUGGGCCAAGGGCGGGGUGAUCAUCGAGGAGGCCAAGGAGAACAGGUACGACACGCAGGUGGACUACACCUUCUUCACGGAGCCCGUGUCCUGCGAGGUGCACAACGACAUCGGCAGCACCAACGUCAGCACGCUGGUGGACGUGCACUUCGCCCCCCGGAUCGUGGUGGACCCCAAGCCCACGGUGACGGACAUCGGCUCCGACGUCACGCUGACCUGCGUGUGGUCGGGGAACCCCCCGCUGACCCUCACCUGGACCAAGAAGGAGUCCAACAUGGUCCUGAGCAACAGCAACCAGCUGUACCUCAAGUCGGUGACGCAGGCGGACGCGGGCCAGUACGUCUGCAAGGCCAUCGUCCCCAGGAUCGGCGUGGGCGAGAGGGAGGUCACCCUCUUCGUCAACGGUCAGCGACCCCAAAAACCCCAAAAACGCCCCCAAAACCUCCCGGGCUUCCCUGGGAACGGGCAAGGUCCAGGCGUCCCCCCAAAAAUGUCGCUGUUUCGGUCGUUUUCGGUCGGGGGAAGCGGAGGGAAUUUUAAAUUUUUACAGAUUGGGGCGGCUCGGAUUUGGGAUUUGGGGGUUUUUGGUUGGGCCUGGGCGUGGAAGGAGAACAUUCUGGAAGCGGGCACGCUGGAGCGCUACACGGUGGAGAGGAGCAACACGGGCAGCGGCGUGCUGUCCACGCUGAGCAUCCAGAACGUCAUGGACGCCGACUUCCAGACGCGCUACAACUGCACGGCCUGGAACAGCUUCGGGCCCGGCACGGCCAUCAUCCAGCUCGAGGAGAAAGAGGUCCUGCCCGUGGGCAUCAUCGCCGGGGCCACCAUCGGGGCCAGCAUCCUCCUCAUCAGCUGCCUGGUGGCCCUCGCCUGCUUCCUGUACCGGCGCCGCAAAGGAAGCCGCAAGGACGUCACGCUGCGCAAGCUGGACAUCAAGGUGGAGACGGUGAACCGGGAGCCGCUGACGCUGCACACGGACAGGGAGGAGGACACGGCCAGCGUGUCCACGGCCACCCGCGUCAUGAAGGCCAUCUACUCGUCGUUCAAGGAUGACGUGGACUUGAAGCAGGACCUGCGCUGCGACACCAUCGACACCCGCGAGGAGUACGAGCUCAAGGACCCCACCAACGGCUACUACAACGUCCGCGCCCACGAGGACCGGCCGGCCUCGCGCUCCGUCCUCUACGGCGACUACCGCGCGCCCGGCCCCGGCCGCUUCGAGGCGCGGCCGCCCUCGCGGCUGUCGCACUCCAGCGGCUACGCCCAGCUCAGCUCCUACCCCCGCGGCGGCCCCGAGUUCCCCGCGGAGGCGGCGGCGGGGACGGCGGCGGGGGACACGGCCAGCCAGCUGUCCUACGAGAACUACGCGGGCGGCGCGGCCUUCCCGGGCGGCGCGGCCUUCCCGCCCUACCGGCUGGGCUUCGGCGCGGCCGCGGGGCUGGAGCGCGGCGCCUACGACGCCUACGAGGCCGUGGGCAAGUUCAGCAGCGCGGCGCGCUUCUCCUACACCUCGCAGCACUCGGACUACGGGCAGCGCUUCCAGCAGCGCAUGCAGACGCACGUCUAGGGCGGGCAGGGCUCCGCGGGUACCUCACCGGCGUCCCCUGAUAUUCAGGGGUUCGCCCCGCGAUCCCCACCCCGGUCCCCCUACCCCGGGUUUCCUUGGAGCUUCCGUUCAUUCCGUUGGUUGUUUUUUUUGCCGGUACUUUCCCUCCCCCGCGGAGGGAAGGGAGGGGUUGAUCGCCGCCUCGUCCCCUCCGUGUCGCCCGCCGCCGGGGUUUGAGCCCUGUUGUCGUUCCUGGAGCUUUCCCAGGGAGCAGCUCUGCGUGUCCCUAAACCCAGGGGGACGUGCAAAUCCCAAAAACAGCCCCAUCCCGAACCAUUCCCAUUGGGAUCUGCGUUCCCAAACCCAGAGGGACACACAAAUCCCAAAAAAAACCAUCCCAAACUAUUCCCGUUGGGAUCUGCAUUCCCA